UCCGGUUCGGUCCCUAGCGUCCCCUCCGCUUCUCGCUUCCCCCCCCACCCCUCCCCUCCCACACUUCUCCUCCCUCCUGUUCUCGGGAAAGAGAGAAGCCUCCGCUGCUGGUGGGUAGGGGAGCGUUCGGCGCCUGUGGGAGGGGAUCGCGCCCAGCCCCUCUGAGCCCAAGAGCACCGCCAGACCAGAUUACAAAAUAUCCUCCUAUGCUUGAGACCUACAGACUACAUGUCCUACAAGAACGAUCCAGUGGUUUUUCAUCCCUUGGAGAUAUAUUAGAAACAUAAAUAUGGUGCCAAAAGAAGUUCUUACCUUUCUCUGACUACGGUUUAUUUGGACACACUUUUGUAUUGAAGAGAGGUAUACAUCCUGAGGCUACUCACUGUGGAGAGACUCUAUCGUGUAGGAUCAUGGACCACCCUAGUAGGGAGAAGGAUGAAAAACAACGGACCACUAAACCCAUGGCACAAAGGAGUACACACUGUUCCCGACCAUCUGGCUCCUCAACAUCCUCUGGAGUUCUUAUGGUGGGACCCAACUUCAGAGUUGGCAAGAAGAUAGGAUGUGGGAACUUCGGAGAGCUCAGAUUAGGUAAAAACCUCUACACCAAUGAAUAUGUAGCUAUCAAACUGGAACCAAUAAAAUCACGUGCUCCACAGCUUCAUUUAGAAUACAGGUUUUAUAAACAGCUUGGCAGUGCAGGUGAAGGUCUCCCACAGGUGUAUUACUUUGGACCAUGUGGGAAAUACAAUGCCAUGGUGCUGGAGCUCCUUGGCCCUAGCUUGGAGGAUUUGUUUGACCUCUGUGACCGAACUUUUACUUUGAAGACUGUGUUAAUGAUAGCCAUCCAGUUGCUUUCUCGAAUGGAAUAUGUGCACUCAAAAAAUCUCAUUUACCGAGAUGUUAAGCCAGAGAACUUCCUGAUUGGCCGACAAGGCAAUAAGAAAGAGCAUGUUAUACACAUUAUAGACUUUGGACUGGCCAAGGAAUACAUUGACCCUGAAACCAAAAAACAUAUACCCUAUAGGGAACACAAAAGUUUAACUGGAACUGCAAGAUAUAUGUCUAUCAACACGCAUCUUGGCAAAGAGCAAAGCCGGCGGGAUGAUUUGGAAGCCCUAGGCCAUAUGUUCAUGUAUUUCCUUCGAGGCAGCCUGCCCUGGCAAGGACUCAAGGCUGAUACACUAAAAGAGAGAUAUCAAAAAAUUGGUGACACCAAAAGGAAUACUCCCAUUGAAGCUCUCUGUGAAAACUUUCCAGAGGAGAUGGCAACCUACCUGCGAUAUGUCAGGCGAUUAGACUUCUUUGAAAAACCUGACUAUGAAUAUUUACGAACACUCUUCACAGACCUCUUUGAAAGGAAAGGCUACACCUUUGACUACGCCUACGAUUGGGUUGGGAGGCCUAUUCCUACUCCAGUAGGGUCAGUUCAUGUAGAUUCUGGUGCAUCUGCAAUAACUCGAGAAAGCCACACACACAGGGAUCGGCCAUCACAACAGCCUUUACGAAAUCAGACUGCAUCGUCAGAGCGCCGAGGAGAGUGGGAAAUCCAGCCCAGCCGGCAGACCAAUACCUCGUACCUGACGUCUCACUUGGCUGCAGACCGCCAUGGGGGAUCAGUACAGGUGGUUAGCUCAACAAAUGGAGAGCUGAAUGUCGAUGACCCCACGGGAGCCCACUCCAAUGCACCAAUCACAGCUCACCCCGAGGUGGAGGUAGUGGAGGAAGCUAAGUGCUGCUGUUUCUUUAAGAGGAAAAGGAAGAAGACUGCUCAGCGCCACAAGUGACCAGUGCCUCCCAGGAGUCCUCAGGCCCUGGGGACUCUGACUCAAUUGCACCUGCAGCUCCUGCCAUUUCUCCUUGGAAAGGACUCCCCUGUCGGGGAGGGUGGAGAUCCAAACCAAAACUAAGAAAACAG
Messenger RNA from Pteronotus mesoamericanus, 1918 nucleotides. RefSeq names its product casein kinase 1 gamma 1 (gene CSNK1G1). NCBI's taxonomy places the organism in Eukaryota, Metazoa, Chordata, Mammalia, Chiroptera, Mormoopidae. Gene Ontology annotation, cellular component: plasma membrane; nucleus; cytoplasm. The record is from RefSeq and is a predicted model, not a curated record. Gene Ontology annotation, biological process: peptidyl-serine phosphorylation; positive regulation of canonical Wnt signaling pathway; endocytosis. Gene Ontology annotation, molecular function: protein serine/threonine kinase activity; ATP binding. The transcript has 13 exons. Bases 411 to 1787 code for a protein of 458 amino acids.